Molecule: messenger RNA, 831 nt
Organism: Leishmania mexicana MHOM/GT/2001/U1103
Lineage: Eukaryota; Euglenozoa; Kinetoplastea; Trypanosomatida; Trypanosomatidae
Product: adenosine kinase-like protein
Exons: 1
Coding region: 1-831 (276 amino acids)
Biological process (GO): purine ribonucleoside salvage
Cellular component (GO): cytosol; nucleus
Molecular function (GO): adenosine kinase activity
Source: RefSeq, a predicted model, not a curated record
AUGUACGUGGGAUGCGUGGGCAAGGACAAGCACGGCGAUCAAAUCCGCUCCGCCUCCGAGGCUGACGGCGUCACGAUGGAACUUGAGGUGAGCAGUGACAAGCGCAGCGGACUGUGUGCCGUUUGCAGGGACGGCAAUUCUCACACCCUUGUGGUCCACCCGUCGUCUGCCAGCUCCCUUAGCGACGGCUUUGUGAGCUCUGCUGCCGUUCAAGAAGGACAGCGCUCCGCAAAGAUCAUAUACACGACUGCGUACGCCAACGUCUUUCGUGUCCACCAGACCUUGCACCUGAUAACCAGCUCGCGGUGCCACACGCUGCCGGAUGGGUCCAAGCAGCUAGCGGCUAUGGGCCUCUCCAACAAGCGCGUGCUCGACGACUUCGGCGAGGACCUCGUAGACGUGCUCGAAAAACUCGACGUCAUUAUAGGCAACCAGGAGGAGAUGUACGAUCUUGCCAUGAUGCUGCAGUGGGUUCCAGGCGAGAUGUCCGACAUGGAGCUGGCCAAGAAAAUUGCGACGGAGAUGAUGUACGACCAGCACGGUGUGCGUCGUGUCAUCAUGACACGCGGGGCAGAGCCGAUCAUCUACGCCACCAGUGCGGGUGAGUCUGGUGAGGUUCCUGUGCUGGCCAACUGCGCCCACUCGGCAAAACUCGUGGCGACAGGCGCGGGUGAUGCUUUCGCCGGUGGUUUCCUUGCCGCCAUGGCAGCCAAGCCUGAUGACUUGGCUUUCUGCUGCCGGCUCGGCACUCAGGCAGCAACGUUCGUGAUUAAUCACAGCCUCAUAACCUUGCCGACGGACGAGGCGAGUCUCGCGGAGCUGCAGGCGUGA